Verticillium alfalfae VaMs.102 is the source of this 1848-nucleotide messenger RNA. RefSeq lists its product with no specific name. The transcript has a single exon. The coding region runs from base 1 to 1848 and encodes 615 amino acids. The record is from RefSeq and is a predicted model, not a curated record. NCBI's taxonomy places the organism in Eukaryota, Fungi, Ascomycota, Sordariomycetes, Glomerellales, Plectosphaerellaceae.
AUGUCGAGACCACGCCGGGCACCGACUUCGAGUGCGACCUCGAGCCGGCCCGGAAAAGAGAGAUCCAUGGUGCGCGGGGAACUCGCUGUCGCCAUUAGCUCUACGUAUCGCGCUUAUCACCCCGGCCGAAGACGUCUCGCUCCCAUUACCCUCCUACCGAAACACGACACCACGGCGUAUAUCCAUGACGAAUACAAGACCUUGCCAAACAGCAAAGACAGCAGAGUCCACAUCAAUUAUCUCGUUGGGUGGACGGACCUGCAGGCUGGAAUGAUCAGUGUCGACGCUGGCAGUAUACACGAAUAUGUAUCGGCUCGGGCAUACGAGGACUGGAAUACCAAAAAGGCAGCUGAAAGGGACGAGGAGCUCAGGAAAGAAGAGGAGGCCGACAACGUGAAACUUGUCGAAGAGGCAGAGAUGAAAGAGCGCGGCAUACACCUCCGCAACGGCACUCUUCAGGUACCAGCUCGGAGCAUCUCCAGGGAUCAUGCUGUGUCUAGCAUACCACUGAAGGACAGAAGGAAGAAGGCAAGCAAGCAUGUUCACCAGCGCGCUUCGCCGGUGCCUAGGGACAGUGCGCCCAUGAUCUUAGCGCCGACUGCGUCGUGUAGGGAUAUAGAGGCUGACGGCCGUCCCGACUCCGCUUGCGAUACAGACGCGUCCAUUCGACGACAAUUGGAAGGCGAUGACACGACCGGCGAGAGCGAAUCUCUGACGUAUUCCUCACGGCCAAUCUCCACGGUGUCCAUGACAGGUAUAGGAAUGUCAAGCGGACCUAAAACUGUACUUAAAAAGCGACGGAGAUCCUCACUGUCCCAUUUGCAACAACAGGAUCCUUGGCGAGAUCUGGAUGCAAGCCGCGCCGGCGGCUCAACCGCUCGGAGCUCUGCCAUGCGACAGAAUCUACAGCGUCCUCCCGUCAUCGCGUCCGGGCAAAGCCCAUCGACGGACUCACCGAAAAACCAUACCCCAGCUUUCAACAAACAGACUCAAGGCAUGUCCUCUCGGUCGGUCUCGCAGCCACUCAAAAGCCUUCAUGAGGCCGCAGGUGACUCGCAAACAGAUGAAGCCAUGGGGCCACGGCCUGUUGCAUCUCUCAGCUCGACCCAUGUUGCCUCAGCUGUCGCUCGCCCUCCAACAUCGACAACCCAGUCCGCAACACCGCUUACAGGUUUCACGCCGCUGGGUGGCCGUCGAAGUUCGCCAUGGACCCGGAUGAUCAAGUCCCCCAGCAUCACCGAUUAUCAGCCCUCUAUAAGAUUGCCAAUCAACAGUAAAAUGAUACCAAUGGACUCUCCUACGGCUUUAUUAGCCAAACCACCGACGAAGAAUCCCAAAAAGGUACCGUUGAAACCGCCAGUGCAUCCUGCAGAACCCGAGGAUGAAUCAGAAGAGGUUUAUGAAGUCAAGCGGCUCGAAGACACCAAGCUCCUCGAUACCGAGAACGGCGUUCAGCGGAUUUUCCUUGUUCGAUGGCAAGGCUCUUGGCCUGAGGGACAGAAUCCUACGUGGGAGCCCGAAGAAAAUAUUCCCCAAGACCUGGCUCGGAAGUUUAUGUUGAAGCGAAAAGCAGGAUUAGGCAAGAACAAAGCCACCGACACUGCACGACGACCAGCCUCGCCGCCGUGGAAACAGCAGAGAAAGUGGUCAAGCGUGUCCGAGGCUUUCGCUGGGGAAGACAACGGAUCCGACUUGAGAACAACUGGCAUAAUCAAAUUGGAAGUCCGCGAAGCCAUGGGUCACGAUGGUGAGGAACAGCUUCUUGUUGUCGAUGAACAGACUCCGACUAGUAAGCCAGCAUUGAACUGGGAUAUGCUGAUGGGUAGUAAAUUUGGUGGAACAGCAUAA